GUGUGUGUGUCAGGGGUGUCAAAGAGAGAGUGGUUGAAACAGCAGAAAGACCAGUUGAACAGCUACAAGCGUGGAGGCAGCCUGCGCAGCAGACCCAGAGUGAGCUACACAGAGGAAGAAGUGCCCAAGGAUGAAGAUUACCUCUACUGUGAGGACUGUGAGUAUUUCUACAUUGAUGAGUGUGGGGUCCAUGGUCCCCCUAACUUCAUCCCCGACACCCCAGCUCCUGUUGGGGUCCCAGACCGAGCCAGACUCACCCUGCCACCUGGACUGGUGGUCAGAAAGUCCAACAUCCCAAACGCAGGUCUGGGGGUGUUCAACCAGGGCCAGACGGUGCCAAGAGGGGCGCACUUUGGCCCCUAUGAGGGAGAGGUGAUGGACAGGGAUGAGGCCAUAGAGAGCGGAUACUCCUGGGUGACAUACAAGAGCCGACAUACAGAUGAGUACAUAGACGCAAAGAGAGAAACUCACUCCAACUGGAUGAGGUAUGUGAACUGCGCUCGUGACGGUGACGAGCAGAACCUGGUGGCGUUUCAGUACAGAGGGGGGAUUGUGUAUCGCUGCUGUAAGCCUAUCGCCCCUGGAGAGGAACUGCUCGUCUGGUAUGGAGAGGACUACGCCAGAGACCUGGGCAUCACCUUCGACUACCUGUGGGACAUCAAGAGUAGCGCCAAAGGUACAUCACAAUCGUCUCAGGUGUUCUCGUGCUCCCUGUGUCCGUUUUCCUACACGGCUCAAAUCUACCUCCACAAGCACAUCAGGAGGAGCCACACGGACGAGUAUGUGCGACUGCUGAGGUCUGGAGAGAUCAGACCAGAGACUUUGGCACCUUCCAGAAGCAGCAACCAACAAACACAAAAACCUCUAACUGUGCCGUCCAGGUCAACAUCCAGUAAACGCACUCACACAGGAGAGAGGCCGUACCACUGCACUCAGUGUGGCAAGAGCUUUACUCGAGAGGAACAUCUCAAAGCACACCAGCGCACUCACACAGGAGAGAGGCCGUACCACUGCACUCAGUGUGGCAAGAGCUUUACUCAAGAGGGAAAUCUCAAAGACCACCAGCGCAUUCACACAGGAGAGAGGCCUUACCACUGCACUCAGUGUGGCAAGAGCUUUACUGUUGGGGGAGAUCUCAAACUACACCAGCGCAUUCACACAGGAGAGAGGCCGUACCACUGCACUCAGUGUGGCAAGAGCUUCACUCUAGAGCAUCAUCUCAAAGCACACCAGCGCACUCACACAGGAGAGAGGCCGUACCACUGCACUCAGUGUGGCAAGAGCUUUACUGAGGGGGGACAUCUCAAACUACACCAGCGCACUCAUACAGGAGAGAGGCCGUACCACUGUACUCAGUGUGGCAAGAGUUUCACUUCUACGUCUCAAUUAAAGACACACCGGUGCACUCACACAAAAGAACCCUAA
Messenger RNA from Clupea harengus (Atlantic herring), 1425 nucleotides. RefSeq names its product histone-lysine N-methyltransferase PRDM9-like. The transcript has 6 exons. The record is from RefSeq and is a predicted model, not a curated record. Gene Ontology annotation, molecular function: histone methyltransferase activity; RNA polymerase II cis-regulatory region sequence-specific DNA binding; DNA-binding transcription factor activity, RNA polymerase II-specific. Gene Ontology annotation, biological process: regulation of transcription by RNA polymerase II. NCBI's taxonomy places the organism in Eukaryota, Metazoa, Chordata, Actinopteri, Clupeiformes, Clupeidae. The annotation marks the transcript as partial.